CACACGCACGCACGCACACACGCGCAGCGCUGCGAGCCAGAGCAUCGCUCCUCCGGUUGCACAGCUCACUUCUUUCGCCUAAGCCGACAAACGACGCGGAGGGAACUGAGAAGUCGCUCUAAGGAGCCGGGAUCGAUCGCGACGCACACCUGGAUAAGCGCGCAGGGAGCAGCGAAGGGGGCCAGAGCGCGUCGGGUUUGGAACGCGUAACAUCAUGCUCGGCAAGCAGCACAUGCUCUUCGCCCUGUACGGCAUCUGCGGGAUCCUGCUGAAAGCGGCGGCAACGAAAAACAAAGUGAAAGGAGCCCAAGGCCAGUUUCCAAUCGUCCAGAAUGUGACGGUGACAGAGGGAUCGACGGCCAACCUGACCUGUCGUGUGGAUCAUAAUGACAACACCUCCCUCCAGUGGUCAAACCCAGCACAGCAAACCCUCUUCUUUGGGGACAAGAAAGCUCUGAGAGACAACCGGAUUGAUCUGAUCCGAGCCUCAUGGCAGGAGCUCACCAUCAGUAUCCGCGAGGUUACGCUCGGAGAUGAAGGACUAUACACUUGCUCUCUCUUCACCAUGCCUGUCAAAACAGCCAAGGCCUAUCUGACUGUACUGGGAGUACCAGAGAAGCCAGAGAUCAAUGGUUUUACUAAGCCGGCCAUGGAAGGAGACCAGAUCACCCUGACAUGUGUGACUUCAGGCAGCAAGCCAGCCGCAGACAUCAGGUGGUUCAGGAACGAGAAGGAGAUCAAAGGGGAAAAAGAGGUAAAUGCCAGCGGGAAGACAUUCACGGUCAAGAGCUCAGUACAGCUGCAGGUGGACAGGAAUGAUGACGGUGUGGCCUAUACGUGUAAAGUGGUCCACGAGGCACUACGUUUUAUCCCACAGCAAAUAACCGAGGUGCUGGAAGUGCACUAUGCCCCUCGAGUAGAGAUCAGGCCUAAUCCAUCACUUCCACAAGAAGGAGAUGCUCUCAAAUUGGAAUGCUUGUCUAAUGGAAACCCUUCGCCAGACCCAGUGAAAUGGACAAAGGAUGGAGGCAAGCUGCCAGACUUGGACCGCAUGAUUGUGGACGGCAGAGAGCUCACUUUCAUAUCCUUAAAUAAAACGGACAACGGCACCUACCGCUGUGAAGCAAGCAAUCAUCUGGGCACCAACCAUGCUGAAUAUGUUCUCUUCGUUUAUGAUGCCCCCACUCCAUCCACAACUCCUCCCCCUGUAGCCAUCCUCCCAGACACCACAGAUCCAUUAGACUUCAAGCAUUCUGGCUCUGCAGUCACCGGUCAGAGAGAUCCUAAUGCUUUGGGGCAGCAUGGUCCAGAUCACGCUCUGAUUGGUGGAGUAGUUGCCGUUGUUGUCUUUGUCACCCUGUGUUUAAUCAUCGUCCUGGGCCGAUAUCUGGCACGACAUAAAGGUACAUAUUUGACAAACGAGGCCAAAGGAGCGGACGACGCCCCUGACGCAGACACAGCCAUUAUCAACGCAGAUGGUAACCACGCACAUACAGAGGAAAAGAAGGAAUACUUCAUUUAGACUGCGCUCCACUCGCUUCUCUCUUGCCCCCUCUCUCUCUCUCUCUAUAUAUAUAAAUAUCACUCUCUCUCAUUCCCUGCUCCAUGUAGGAACCUUGUGUGGCAGCAGCGGACAUUUCUUUACUCAUGCCCUAUGUUCUUUAUUUGCAUCUGUGGGGUUUUUUUUGGUAUUCUUUUCUUUUAUCAGCUUGUACUGAAUCUCACCUGCUACUUUUUCCAGACAUGGCUGCUGAUAAUCUUUGCCUUUUUUUAUUUUUUAAUUCACACUGUUCACAUUGUGUCUGAAAAAAAGUAAAUCGUUGGCCAAACCACCAAAAUCCAGUUCAAUACUUCACUUUAAUUUCAUUCAGACAUCCCCUACCAUUACUUUUUCACAGUGCCUCAAUAUAAUAUAUAGACAUCCAUCCGAGGUUUUAGUCAAUGCCUUCAGUUGGGUUGAGUGUUUUAGGAUUGGCUGCUUGCUUUUUUUUAUCUUCAGCACUAUUAUGAACGCAGUAUCAUCUCUAAUGUAUAUAUGUAUUUUUGUUUCUUUUUCUUUAUACAGUCCAUUUCAACACUGUUGUAAUUUUUCUUCGGUAAAAAAAAUAUAUAUAUACAGGAAAUCUUUUUCUUAAAAAGAAUAGCUGAUACCCAUUUAAACUUACAGAAAAAUGCUGAUCAGUGAUUAGUGUGUGUUUCAUAGUGCGCGUGAAGAUUCACGCAGUCAGACUGAUAGCUCGCACUCGUAUUAACCAGUAUUUGUACUUGAAAUGUAGAUAUUGGCAAGAAGCCUCUAUGAUAGUUUAAGGGUCAUUAAGAGUCAACUGAAUACUCCCAUGUUUUACAUUAUGAAAAAGGUAGCUAGUAUGAUAGAAGUGCAAGGGGUGUAGGCUGGGGACAAAGUGACUUUAAAGAAGUUUCCUUACUUUCCAAACCCAUCAAGUUGCUAUGUGUAUGUGAAAUACUUUGUCAAUGACUGAUCUGUAUUUCCCUGCACUGUCUCACUGAAACUGUAGGAUACAGUGACUAUGUUCACAUUACAGACUUUUAUAGUGAAUCCCACAACUGUUCACAUCUGCCUGCCAUUCUAAUAAAAAGACAUUGAGUAUACAGUAGAAAAGUUUAGUUGUUACACACAAAAAAGAAAAGAAAGAAAGAUAGAACCUUUUCAACAUUAAAAAUUAGACUAUACAUAUAGGUAAAGGGGAAAGCUGUAGAUGAUGCGUACAUUCUGGUUUAUAAUAUCUAACAUUUUUCUCUCUUUUUUUAAGAUAAAAUUGUCUUAAAAACAAUGUUGUUGAAUUCUCAAAUCAGAUUUGACAAAAGUUGAUUAAUUGUAUAUAAACUAUCUCUAGACCAUAGAGUUUGCUGUAAUACAAAUUACAUCUUCAUUAUAAUGCUUUAAUACUUCAUACUAUGAUUUACAUACAGUAGUAAUAUCUCUUUCACAGAGACAGAGGCAGAUUUACUUUUUUCCACCAGAUUAUUAUUUUUUAUUUAUAUAUUGAGUAAAAGAAAAAAAAUCUUUGUCUUAGAUCACAUAUAUCAUAUUUGCAGACUGGCAAAGGACUACAUCUCCACCAUCAUGGAAUAAUAAAUAAGUAACAGUAAGAAAAUAUUACUUAAAAGAAUGUUUAAAUAUUUUUUUGAUUUUAUUUCAAAAGAAAAGUAAGAACAGUAAGAAAAUAUCCCAUUCACAGAGACGUGUAUCGCAGAUUAUCCAUAUGCAAUAGUUUGGGUCCAAUAGAGGUAUAGUUCCCCCGCAGCAAGCAUUUGAAUGUACAAUUUAAAUUUGAAAUAUUUCAGUUGUCACAGAUGUUUUGUGCAUAUGACAAAUAAACUUGAACCUAGAGAUAUGUAUCAUUUGUAUUCCAUAUGAAAGUGGCCUACAUAUCUAAUAAAUGAAUCAGACUUUUGGGUAAUAUUUUAUUUUGUUGACAAAACCUGCAGGAAAUGUGUCAGGAAGCCAAUCAUAUGACCAAUUUAACAGCGCAGUACGAAUUUCUUAUAAAUUAGUACACCUUCAACAAAUUCCAUACAGACAAUAGUCUCUCAGCAGCUUUGGUGUUCAAACUUUGCAGAGCUAACCGACUAUAACUAGACACUCAACAAAGAAUCAUCAAGUAGGACAGUUCUGUGAUAAUUAGUAGAUAGUUACUUAAAAAAUGUAUUUGAUUAGUGUUGUUAAUUUUUUUGUUAAAAAAUAGACCUGUCUCACGUGUAGGCAUGUUUUGUUUUUCUAUCCUGUAAUGUGAACAUAAUCAAUCACUGCAUUGUCAUGGACAUGUGUUCAUCGCUAACUGCUUCUGGAGUUUACAUCAUGAGCAUCAAACAUGAACAUUUUAAAUGAUUAAUGAUCAGUCAGAUUUGAUUUGAGAAUUAAAGUGUAACCGGCUUUUAUCUAAAUGUUAGAGUAAUUAUAAUCAAUUCCAGAAAAUUAUGAUGGUGUUUCAUGCCAUUUAGUGCAAGCUUUUUCUCCUGUCCACAUCAUCAUCUAAUGAUUAGAAUAAAUGUAGAAGCACAACAGAGUUUGGACUCGCAGAGUUAAAGAGUGACUGUUUGAUAACACACACUGAUUAUGGCGGUAUGUAGAGAUUAGAAAACAUCACUGAAGCUAAUCUAAAACAUUUGUAAAUCAGUGAACAUGAUGUAAAACAUAUAUUAUGCCCAUUACAUCUCAUCUGGCAUUGAUGAAUGAUUACAGUGUUCUGUUUUGUUUUUUCACAUUCUUUCUUUUGCAUUUCUGUAAUCAAUAGAUGCCCUUGUUAAUAAGGCUGUAUAUUACAUCUGCUUAAUGUAGUAAGUAGUGAAAAUUGUUUGUCAGACAUUGGGACCCCACAUAUCAAGAAAUUUGUAUAUUAGCCUAUUAUUCACAUUAAUUAAAAUGAUCGCUUCUUUUUUGUUGUUUGUUUGUUUUUGGUUCAAGGGGAAUUUUAACAAGCGCGCUACAUCUUUUUUUACACAGUUUAAUUUCAGCAUAAGGUGUAUAUACUGUACAAGUAUUACAUUUGUUAUAAAAAACAUUUUGAUGUGAUGAUUUUAUUUCAGAUCUUAUAGUAAAAAUUGAAAAAAAAAACAACUUAGGUAUGAAAAGAGUAAAUAGAAGUUAAAUAUUCCUAUAAGGACUGAUAAUAGAUGCUGCAAAUUAAGGUAGUGAUGGAAAGUGGAAAUUUAGCACUUAAUUUAAACCCUUAAUGUACUAUUGGUCAGAGUGCAUACUGUAGUUAAUGGGCUUGAGGAAUUGAUAGCUCAGUUACUUAUGUAAAAUGAGAAUUAUUAAUGCUGAGGAAAUGAUAUGCAGUAGAGUGGAUAAAAUGGCUUUUAUUAAACUCCUAGCAUACAACAUACUGUACAGGCAGGCUCAAAUGUUAUAUUUCUAUCUUCACGCCUCAUCCUUAUAAGCUUUUCAUUAAAAAAAACAACAACAUUCAACAACAGCAUGACAUUAUUGUACAGUUUCAAUAGGUUGCAAACUUAGCCAGUUGUUGGCCAGAAUCUGAUGAAAGAUGUAGCACUGAGGAAGAGACAAAAGCAUUUGAUUUGACAAAAGGACAUCUGUGAAAGGAAGUGACUCAAUGUGUUUGUAUGUCACUUCAGACAGUAUAACAGGGUUUAAACAUUUUUUUUAAUGAGAAAAACCUGUGGGAUUGUUUAGAACCACAGCUGAAACACUGCCAUUGGUCCUGACAAAUUGUAGCUGAAAUGUAGGCCUAGUUCGUAGAAGAGGAUCUGACAGGAUUGGUGAUUUCUUUAAGAUGAGGUUAGGCAUAGACUAGUAUUAGGAAAGUAAUGACACAUGCAACUUUUUUUUUUUUCCUGCAUGUUGUGUGGGGUGAGAACAGUCAGGUAUUUGCUAGAGACCGGUCCAGAAUGACUUCUAAUUUAGGAAGGAACAACAGAUGUUGCUGUGACAAGAGAUGUGCAGGAAGCUAUAAUGCCUGGUUUCUGCCUUCAACCAAUUAUGUCUUUUGUCAAAACCUGCACUUACAGCUACAUUUACCCACCCUUUCUGUCUUUGCGUUUGACAUGGGAGGUUAAUUUUGAUGUUUUGAUGGAUAAUUCUGUUUUCUAUUCUUUUUGUAGGCUAAACAUACAAUAAUUGAACCUUCCCGUGAGUCUGAUACAUCUGAUAUUGAGGUUGUUUCAAUAAUAAUUUCUUGCUAUAGUUGACUUUCUCACAUCUUGUUAAUUUCUUUAAGCAUGACAAGACUGUAAGCUGUAGAUUUGUAAUAUGGCCUAUAAGAGGAUUUCAGAGUUCUCUGACUCAUGGAUUUAGCUACUGAAGGAAACAGAAAAUUACAAGAUUAUUUUGUUGUUGUUCCCCCCCUUCCUUUCAUCAAUUCUUAUUUUUCCACGCUACCAGAUUUUUAUUUAGCAGAGUGCACAUUGUUGUACUGACAGCACAGGUGCCGCUGAUGUCUUUGAGCUUCGUCAUUAGGAGGUUCAUCUCAGCACAAAUGUUUGCAGGUGCUGCGGAGUGUAGCUUUUUUUGAAAAGCUGUGAAAUUUCCUUCAGUUCAAGCGUAACCUGUAAUUGGGCCUGUAAUAUGUGAGGUGAAAUGAUCUUUAACACACCUGAAAACUCUCUAACUCUCAAAAUUUUAUUUCUGCCCUACUAGAUGCAGCAUGUUACGCUCUAAAACAUAAAAAUAAUGAAACACACGCUGAGAUUUGCCAAGUGUGUAAAUCGUGAUUAUAUGUAAAUGGGUUUUGUUCCAGAAUUUUGGCACAUAGCUUAGAUACAGUACUUUAUAUUUAUUUUAUUUUUCCUAGCAAAAAAAAAGAUUUUUUUUUUUUUUUUUUUUUUGGUUGUAAUAGCUAUUUUUCUUUAUAAACAGACUGGAGAAACCCCUAUCCAACCUGUAACUAUUAUUUAAGAAAUAGCAUUUUUUUUUCCAUACAAAACUGCCUGUUUAUGUUGUUUUGAUAGCAGGACAUCACAAACUACUCUGUGUUUAAAUAUGAAGAAAUACAAGCACUGUAUCAAUGCAAUUUCUGUACAAAAUGAAUAUUCAGUGUUUGAAUCAGAAAUUGGCUGCUGUAUAUUACAAAGAGCAUGUGAUUCCAUUCCUCACAAAGAGCUUGUGAUUUCUUUUUUUUUUUCUCCUUUUUUUUUACUUUUAUUCUCAGGAAUGAUUCUUUGGGGUUUUUUUAUAUAUAAUUUGAUUUGACAGAUUUGCAAAGCACUUCCCAUCUACUGAAGCUCUGAAGCUCUGUAUCUGUUACAUUUCCAAAUAGGCAAUCAUAAUGUUAAUAAAAAUCUCAGUGUUUAUUUAAGGGUUUGUUAUCUACUGCUGUCCUUUUUUUUCAUGAUCGCAUGAGUUUCACAAGAACAGACUUCAAUGGUGUCACCCAUCCCAUAGUGUUUGUACAAAGAAUUACAAUGGUCUUUUGUUCAUUUCUCACCAUAAAUAAAACAAUAAAGAUGAUAAUUACAGAAACAUUAACAAACAGUGUCUAUAUAAAUAAGCAUAAAGAAAAGAUACACAACAGUGAGAACUGCAUAUUUAAUAGAUGAAGUAUGAUGACAUGUUCAAUCUGUGUAAGUGUACAGUAUAAGAUUUCCUUUAACUGGGUAAAGGAUAUGUUGUGGGAAACCCGAGCUAGAACGAUCAUAUACACCAACCAACACCUACUGCCUUAUAACCAUCUGUUAUAAGUAAAGGCAAAUCUAGGAUUUGUGGAGAUUCAGUAUGAAUUAAGAGUGUGACGUAUUAAGCGUGUUAACAGUGAGCACUUCUCUUCAUGCCGAGUGGAUCAGGAAUACAGGAGCAGUAGGUAGCGCUUUUGGAUCCUCAGAGUAACUUGCUUUAGGCGAGUUGGCCUUUAGAUGACAGAGGCACCCGACAAAUGACGGGAUCUGUGCUUCUUGAAAAUGAAAACGCAUCAUUUUAAGUUAUGUCUUCUGCCUCUGUGUAUUCAUUUGUUCUGCAAUUUCUUUUCAAGUGUAAUUAAUAUGUAUGGAAUGAAACUCUUGAAUAAAUAAAUGCCAAAAUCA
Molecule: messenger RNA, 7497 nt
Organism: Clarias gariepinus (North African catfish)
Lineage: Eukaryota; Metazoa; Chordata; Actinopteri; Siluriformes; Clariidae
Gene: cadm2a
Product: cell adhesion molecule 2a
Exons: 11
Coding region: 215-1522 (435 amino acids)
Source: RefSeq, a predicted model, not a curated record